Molecule: messenger RNA, 1480 nt
Organism: Culicoides brevitarsis
Lineage: Eukaryota; Metazoa; Arthropoda; Insecta; Diptera; Ceratopogonidae
Product: tubulin beta-3 chain
Exons: 4
Coding region: 16-1374 (452 amino acids)
Biological process (GO): microtubule cytoskeleton organization; mitotic cell cycle
Cellular component (GO): cytoplasm; microtubule
Molecular function (GO): GTPase activity; structural constituent of cytoskeleton; GTP binding
Source: RefSeq, a predicted model, not a curated record
AUUAAUUAAUUCAAUAUGAGAGAAAUUGUUCAUUUGCAAGCCGGCCAAUGCGGAAACCAAAUUGGGGCGAAGUUCUGGGAGAUUAUCUCCGAAGAGCAUGGCAUUGAUUCAACCGGUGUCUAUUAUGGCGAGAGUGACUUACAAUUGGAACGCAUCAGUGUCUACUAUAAUGAGGCAUCAACAGCUUCACGCUCAUCUGGAGGCAAAUAUGUGCCACGUGCCAUUUUAUUGGAUUUGGAGCCAGGCACGAUGGAAGCUGUUCGUUCAGGUACUUAUGGCAAACUCUUCCGCCCCGAUAACUUCGUCUUUGGACAAUCUGGCGCUGGAAACAAUUGGGCCAAGGGUCAUUACACAGAAGGAGCUGAACUCGUAGAUGCCGUUCUCGAUGUUGUGCGUAAAGAGUGCGAGAACUGUGAUUGCUUACAGGGCUUCCAAUUGACGCACUCCUUGGGCGGCGGUACAGGUUCCGGCAUGGGAACUCUCCUCAUCUCGAAGAUUCGCGAGGAAUAUCCGGAUCGUAUCAUGAACACAUAUUCCGUGGUGCCUUCGCCAAAGGUCUCGGAUACCGUUGUCGAACCUUACAACGCAACGCUGUCCGUGCAUCAACUCGUCGAGAACACCGACGAAACGUACUGCAUCGAUAACGAAGCCUUGUACGACAUUUGUUUCCGUACUUUGAAGGUUUCCAACCCCAGCUACGGCGAUUUGAAUCAUUUAGUCUCCUUGACAAUGUCAGGCGUCACCACGUGCUUGCGUUUCCCCGGACAAUUGAACGCCGAUUUACGCAAAUUAGCUGUCAAUAUGGUUCCAUUCCCGCGUUUGCACUUCUUCAUGCCCGGCUUUGCGCCCCUUACGUCGCGCGGAUCCCGCGAUUAUCGCAAUCUCAGUGUGCCAGAACUCACGCAACAAAUGUUCGAUGCCAAGAACAUGAUGGCUGCCUGCGAUCCGCGUCACGGACGUUAUUUGACAGUUGCUGCCGUAUUCCGUGGUCGCAUGUCAAUGAAGGAAGUCGAUGAACAAAUGCUUGCUGUACAGAACAAAAACAGCAGCUACUUUGUCGAAUGGAUCCCAAACAAUGUCAAGACUGCCGUUUGCGAUAUUCCGCCAAAAGGAUUGCAAAUGUCAUCGACCUUUAUUGGCAACACGACAGCCAUUCAGGAACUCUUCAAACGCAUUUCGGAGCAAUUUUCGGCAAUGUUCCGUCGUAAAGCCUUCUUGCAUUGGUACACGGGCGAAGGCAUGGACGAGAUGGAGUUCACGGAAGCCGAAAGCAACAUGAACGACUUGAUUUCGGAAUAUCAACAAUACCAAGAAGCAACUGCUGAUGAAGAAUUCGAAGUUGAAGCUGACGAACAUGAAAGUGAGUGCGUUUAAAAAGGGCACCAACGCACAUUGCACAGUUAAUUUGUGUGACAUCACUCAAAAAAAAAAUGCAUUUUUUUCACGAGACAUGAAUUUUCACAUCAUUAUUUUCAUCAUU